GCCGUCGAGUCUACGAAGCAUCUGUGGAGUGUUUGUAGACCUACGGUGCAUUCUACGCAAUGUUCUUAGAUUCGGCGGAACGCGGAUUUUGAGGUAAUUCAAUUUUGCAGUCGGCCCCUUAUUCGCACAAGGUACCGAUGCCGCUGGCCAGCGCUUGGCCGUCCUCUUUCGCCAGGCUGCCUUGUCAUCGGUGCCUUUCCCAUCGCCUGCCUUCUGGCCGUGGGGUCGGCGUCGGCGGCCCGCGUUGUCGGUGGGUCCGUACUGACGCUGCAAGCGCUCGCUCCCACGGCCUGCCCAAGAACGGCACCGACCCCGCUACCCUCGCCUCGUUUCCGCUGUGUUUGGCUUUCUGGGAGGCUCUCGUCGUCAUUGCUGGAUUCUCCUCGUAAGUUUGGUCGGAGCGCACCCCGGGCGGGGCCCGGGGAGCAGCGGUGUCGGUGUCUUCGGGUCACAUCUUGGGCCCAGAAUCGGUGCACCUGCCUCCCUGGCCAAGCCAGGAGGGUAUGUACGCGGUCGAAUGCCAUCCUAAUCUGGCAUGCAUAGUCCCAUUCUUCUUCUGAAUUCGGCUCAAUCGGGCUCAAUCCUGGGCUCAAUCCAUGCGGGCCUCCAGGCGGGGCUGGGCGCGAGUGAGCAGAUUUCUACACCACCCCUGACGUUGGCGUACUGCUGUGCAUACGCUCAUGCACGUGAUCUGCAACCGAUGUGCCGUCUAGGCACGGUUCCUGACUGACUGGCCUUUUCAUCGGGUCUGACAUCUUUUGUUGUUAUUGCGAAUACCUUCCAGGAGUUGUUUCCCAACGGGAAACAGGAAAGGCCUGGCCAGGAUCGGCGAGGUGGGCAGCUGACGCCCCCUGGCGCAUAAUGAUGGUCGAGUCGCGGCGUCGCAACCUCGCGCUGGCCUCCCAGGGAGCGCAGCUCGUCGGGGAGCUGGGCAGAUGCGACGUGCAAGCGAGCAAGCCGCUGCUGCGCUACGACGUCGCCUUCCCUGAGUGGCCCGAGGACCUGGCGAGCGAUCAGGUCGCAGGCGUGCCAGGUCAGUGCGAGGGCGUCCGUGAUCUGCCACAGGCCCUGCCGGUGAGCUUCGGGUCGGCCGCGGAGUUUCAGGAACACUUGAAGUCCGUCGACGCUGCGUGGGAGGGCGACUGUCGGCAGUCCACGUUCCUGCCGAACCCAGCCGAGGUGGUGAUCAGGCUCCCGGGCGAAGGUAGUUUUGUGGAAAAGGUGGGCUUCACGUAUUCGCCGUGGGACAGGAACUACGGCCGCGUCUGCCAAGUCUGCCUGUCGGCGGACGGCGAGGCGUGGACGAACGCGGGUGAGGUGCAGAUCCCGUACGGCAGCGAGCGCGGCGACCCCAGCAGGGAGAGCACAGCGACCCUCUUCGUGGACGUGCCCGCGGCCAUGCGGGAGGAGCCCUGCAGGUUCGUCCGGCUCGACUUCGACGGCCGGCGAGGCUCUGGGCGCCGGCUCUUCUUCGUGUACGUCUUCGGCUUCUGAGGGCGGGCUGCGCCGAGCGCGGGCGCGGGCGCUGGCCGCCCGGCUCGGCCCGUGACGGGGGCGGACUGGCGGCGAUGGCGCAGGGCGCGUGUGCUGGGGGCGGCGCAGGGGUGGUGGUGAGGACCAGCAGAGGUGAGGAGAUAGUAUGGCCAGGGCCAUGAAUCUCAUGGCUCCCUCUUCUUCUCCUCCGCCUCAUCGUGCGCUGGUGCCGUCACCAGCGCUGGCAUACAGGACUGCGGUCGCUCAAGAGAGCUUUGAUGUGCGAAGGAAAAACGUGAGAGUGCGCGGCUGCAUCAUGGCGUGCUUUGCCCAUCGGGGAGGGCUCUUCAACC
Molecule: messenger RNA, 1826 nt
Organism: Prorocentrum cordatum
Lineage: Eukaryota; Dinophyceae; Prorocentrales; Prorocentraceae
Source: the annotation of a GenBank genome assembly